Messenger RNA from Symbiodinium sp. CCMP2592, 405 nucleotides. The record is from the annotation of a GenBank genome assembly. NCBI's taxonomy places the organism in Eukaryota, Dinophyceae, Suessiales, Symbiodiniaceae.
AUGAGCCUUUCUAGAAUGAUGCGAGCGCCCCUGGCGGCGGCGCGGGUGGCCUCUCGGCCUUUCCUGCGGGAGGCGCGACGCAGCUUCCUCAGCGCGGCUUCCGUUCGCCUGGCCGUGCAGGGCGACGUGAUCGGUAUCGACCUGGGCACGACCAAUUCUUGCGUGGCGGUCAUGGAGGGCUCGACGCCCAAGGUGAUCGAGAAUGCUGAGGGCAUGAGAACGACGCCAUCCUUUGUCGGCUUCACGGAAAGCACGGAUAUCAUCUGCGACACAUACCGGGAGAUGCUGCCAUAUCACCACAUCAAAGGACCAAGUCUCCAUGGCGUCUGCUUUGCAGGGACGAUCUCCGACUCGACCUGUUCCUACGAUAGCGUUCUUGAGUUGCAGCAGCUUCGUGCAGUCUAA